AUGCGUCCAGAGGCGAGCUCAUCAGGAGCAGCAGUAGUCUCAGAAUCUACACCUUCAUUUUCAUCACCGUCGGCACCGUCAACCCCCGCAUCAUCUGGAAAGCGAAGCAGAGAUCCUGAUGAUGAGGUCUACCUCGACAAUUUCCACUCUCACAAGCGUUAUCUCAGCGAGAUCAUGGCAUCUAGUUUGAAUGGACUUACAGUUGGAGAUCCACUCCCUGACAAUCUAAUGGAAUCUCCAGCAAGGUCUGAUCCAAUGUUUUAUGCAAGGGAUGAGAUGCCCUUAGAAUACUCACCAAUGUCAGAGGACUCAGAUGACUCGAGAUUUUGUGAGAACCCUAUCAACACAUUUUCCUCACAACCUGACAGCACCCCUUCUAGUCCAGUCUCUCCAUAUAGGUAUCAAAGACAACUUAAUGGGUUUUCUUCAACUUGUUCGACUAGUUCGCAUGCUUCACAUAGCUGCCCUCUCACUAAUUUCAACUGCCCACAGUCCCGUCAACGAGGCUCUGAUUCAGAGGGGCGAUUCCCAUCAUCACCUAGUGACAUUUGCCACUCGGCUGAUUUAAGGAGGGCUGCUCUCUUACGAUCAGUGCAGAUGAGAACACAACCCCUUGGUCCACCAUCUUUUGAUUUGACAUUUGGUUCAGGGCAAGAGUCUAUAUCUAGUAUUGAAGGCGAGGAGAGGCCAUGUGCCUUUAUGAAAUCUUUAGUUGAUGAAAGGGAUUACCAAAUUGGUGAGUGUUCUUCUAUGGCUAUCUCUGCGCCAGACUUCAAGGCAGAAAAAUCAUGCAGGAUGAUGAAUAUGGAUGUGAAGGGGAAUCAGUCCUCCUCAGGCUAAUGCUUGAGCUCGCCAAUUGUAGAGUGUUGCAGAUGGUGCUGCUAACUGUGGGGGUGGAAAGCUUACCACUUCUCACUUAUAUGUUCCCUUGAUCCUGGGGAGGGGGGCUAACUCCCAUAACUGUAAUUCUAUCAUUGUAAAUCAGUUGUGUAAAUUGUUAUUAUCGAGACCGAGGCUCGGAUUCGAAACCCUCAGCGCCAGCGGUAUUAAAUUUGAUUCCCUUAUUCCCUUAUGUAAAUUAUUUGACACCUUUAAUAGCUUCUUCGUCGGAAAAUAAUCUUCUCUUUGAAGUAACCAAAUGAUUUGCUGGGAAUUCAGCAAAAUAAACGAAGAGUUGCAAGAA
Argentina anserina (silverweed cinquefoil) is the source of this 1183-nucleotide messenger RNA. RefSeq lists its product as uncharacterized. The coding region runs from base 1 to 840 and encodes 279 amino acids. The transcript has 3 exons. NCBI's taxonomy places the organism in Eukaryota, Viridiplantae, Streptophyta, Magnoliopsida, Rosales, Rosaceae. The record is from RefSeq and is a predicted model, not a curated record.